AACGCGUGUUCUCCUAUUACAUAUUUGCUGUUAUCCUCAAAAUUUACGUCCUGACUCCUGACGACGACUUCGAGCAUCAACAAUUAUCGUUUUCUCAAUUUGCUCUCAGAACUCAGGCACCCACAUACACAUCUGUCCCACAUCUGGACAUUCACCUGCCUCAAGCUGCCUUUAGUGUAUAUACUAGAGAUGACAUCAGUAUUUGGGACUUUUGUAGGACAGUGAUGUUAUUAGACUAGUGCUGUCAGUAAAUCCUAUAAGAAACUGAUUUGCAAAAAUGGAGUAGCAAGUGACAAAGAAAUCUGGGAUCAGUAAUAUCCUUGUCUCCAUAUAGGUGGGAGGAAAAGGAGAUAAGUAGUUAGAAGUGUGACUUUGUGAGAUCUGCAUUGAGAUAGACAAUUAGAGAGUCUAUCAUAUUUUUGUUUGUGGUAAGAAAUUCACAAUGAAAGCUGAGAUGAUGACUCACAUGACACACGUUCAGUUUCAUGCAAGUGAAGAGCCCUUCCAGUGCACACAAUGUGAUAAGAAAUUCAUUCAGAUGGCAGACUUGACAAAGCACAUCCAAAUUCAUGCAACUGAAAAGCAGUUUGAAUGUUCCUAUUGUGACAAGAAAUACACUCAGAAGGCUCAGCUUCACCUACACCUACGGAUUCACACUGGUGAAGAACCUUUCCAUUGUACGUUCUGUGAAAAGAAAUUUACAAGGAAAGACAACUUGAUAAAGCAUGUGCGGAUUCAUACAGGUGAAAAGCCAUUUGACUGUACAUUUUGUGCCAAGAAAUUCACCCAGAAGUCUCAUUUAACCAAACAUAUUCGUAUACACACUGGUGAAAAGCCAUACAACUGCUCAUAUUGUGAGCAGAAGUUUCCUCAGAAGUCAAAUCUGUUGCGUCACAUAUGGAUCCAUACAGGAGACAAGCCCUUUGAGUGUACAUAUUGCGACAAGAAGUUCAUUUUGAAAUUUGAUUUAACACGUCAUAUUCAGAUUCACACUGGUGAAAAGCCCUUUGAGUGUUCAUUUUGUGACAAAAAGUUUACUCAGAAGUCACAUCUGAUGCACCACAUACAGAUGCACACAGGUGAAAAGGCUCUGAAACGUGCCCAAGGGGAAAAGAAGAUCACACCAAAGUCUGACUUGAAGAUUCCUGUACCAAGCAAUGCAUGUGACAAGCCUUUUGUAGACAGCAAACCUUUUGUCGACAGCAAGCCUUUUGUUGACAACAAGCCUUUUGUUGACAACAAAGCUUUUGCUGAAAACAAGGCUUUUGUUGAAAACAAAGCUUUUGUUGAAAAUAAGGCUUUUGCUGAGAAAGCAUUUGCUGAAAAAGCUUAUGCUGAGAAAGCAUUUGCUGAGAAAGCUUUUGCAGAGAAAGCUUUCGCUGAAAAGGCUUUCGCAGAAAAGACUUUUGCUGAAAAAGCUUUUGCUGAGAAGGCUUUUGCUGAGAAGGCUUUUGCUGAAAAAGCUUUUGCCGAAAAAGCGUUUGCUGAAAAAGCUUUCGCUGAAAAGCAGUAUGCUGAGAAGCAGUAUGCUGAGAAAGCACUUGCUGAAAAGCCCUAUGGUGAAAAGCCAUUUGAGUACCCGUAUUGUGACAAAUUCAGACACAAGCAUAAUUUGAUGUACCCUGAGUGGAACUAUGCCAAUGGAGAGCCCUCUCAGCAUCCCAUUUUCAACAGAGGAUUCAGAGAAACUGGAGCAUUAGCUUGGCAUUUAGGCAACAUGCAUAAGAGAGACCCGGCAAGUGCCCAGUGAGGUUACUGUCACUCAUUUCGAAACUCAAACUCGCACUCUAAUUCAAACAGGACCUCAACUAUGUGCCAGAUGUAUAGAAGUUGAGCCUAGACCUCACCUUCGGUACAAGCCUGAAUUGUCUUACUUUUAUUGCUAAAUGAAGAGGAUGGGUUUGCCAAUAUUCAGGUGUAGUUGAGGGGGAAAUUAUGCUCCUUAUUUUGAACACGAAAAGUGUCGGAGGAUAUCAUGCAACUGUGAAGAAGAAAAGGAGUUCAGGCCACUGAAGUCCAUGUAAGAGUGAAUUUUCCCAGAGUCCUGAUAUGCUUCCCAGUGAUUUCUUUUUUCCUAUUAGAAAAAAAAGUAGUAGAAGUGUUUUCUUAUAUGUAUAUUCCACAAAUGACAGGUUAGACACAAGAAACAAUGAUGAAAGUCUCAUCAUCAGAAAAUUGUCGCUUUGAUCAAAUGUCAAGCACUCUCGCAGCAAUACGUCAUCCUCAGAACUCAAAUCAUCUAGAUUCUUAAGCAGUCAAGAUAUCUAUGAGCGUAUUAAUUCCGUGAAAGUUGUGUGUCUGGCUGUCUUCAGGUGUCAUUAGUACAUGAUGCCAGAGCCAUAUUGUGUAUUCUGCCUCGUUGUCAAGUCUUAACGUCUUGAGUCCAUGAAAGGCUGAUUAUUCAUGUAAGUUUAGAGUACAACUUGGUGACAGCAUUUGAUGAUUGAUACAAACUGCCAGCUAUCGUUUUGGGGAUGACUCUUGUAAGUUAAAAAUUUCAAAUGUAAAUUCAGAUUUUGUGUAUAAUGCAUUUACUUGUGUCAAGUAUACUGGACAGGACCUGUAAAAGGGCUGAAGAUUUUAGUUUGUAAAGUACACAAAAGCUCUCUGUCUCCUUGAUUAAAUGCUGUCCCUAUAGUAAUGGAGCUAAAUUUAGAAGAUUAGAUGUAAAAGAAAAAAAAUAAUAAAAAAGUAAAAUAUAAAAAAAAA
Molecule: messenger RNA, 2709 nt
Organism: Penaeus monodon (black tiger shrimp)
Lineage: Eukaryota; Metazoa; Arthropoda; Malacostraca; Decapoda; Penaeidae
Product: gastrula zinc finger protein XlCGF57.1-like
Exons: 2
Coding region: 443-1750 (435 amino acids)
Biological process (GO): regulation of transcription by RNA polymerase II; chromosome condensation
Molecular function (GO): RNA polymerase II cis-regulatory region sequence-specific DNA binding; structural constituent of chromatin; DNA-binding transcription factor activity
Source: RefSeq, a predicted model, not a curated record